CCAUCUUGGACCGCUGGGUCUCCGCACCGGUCGCUGGUACCGGAGGUGAGUGGAAGGUGGGCCGGGCGGCGCCGCCUGCGGUCCCGGACCUCGUCUGCUCUCGCGCUCCGCUGCGGGCCCACGAUGCCGCAGUACCAGACCUGGGAGGAGUUCAGCCGCGCGGCCGAAAAACUCUAUCUCGCCGACCCUAUGAAGGCACGUGUGGUUCUCAAAUAUAGGCAUUCUGAUGGGAGUUUGUGUAUUAAAGUAACAGAUGAUUUAGUUUGUUUGGUGUAUAGAACAGACCAAGCCCAAGACGUAAAGAAGAUUGAGAAAUUCCACAGUCAACUAAUGCGACUUAUGGUAGCCAAGGAGUCCCGCAGCGUUGCCAUGGAAACGGACUAAAUGGUUUGGAAGGAAGAUUGUCCCUUCUUUGGAAGUAAAUCUCUUUUGACUUUGACAAAAUGUUGGGAGAGAAAAUAUGUAACUAAGUGGGCUCUUCAGAAGUGGGGGAUCAUUUUUUGUACUUUUUUGGUAAUGUUUGCUUUAGAGAGCUAGGACUGUAAAUGCCUUCAGGUAGAGAGCCUUUAUUUAUUUUUGGAAAUUGGACAAGAAAUGCAUCUGUGUUGGAAACUUUUUGCCGAUUGAUGUUGGGGGAAGUAUGUAAUUAUUCCAUGGUUAAGUUUGUGUCAGUAACGUGAAAAUGAGCUAUAAAUAAAAGCCAGUUCUUCCUUAAAUUUAGUGGAUCUGUCUGUAAAAGAAAAUGAACUGCACACAUUUUACUGGAUUGAUAGGUUUCUUUUGGAGCAUAAAACUUGUGCCGUUGAAGACCCACGGCCAUCGAGUACGGUGACUGGAAUUCCUGUGUACAGCACCCAGCUGUGUGGAGAGGCAUCUCUGCCAGAUCUACAAAUAAUCAUGGAAACAAGCGUGCUUGGCCUAAAUGGUCCAGAUUUAACCUGUAUUUUUCAACAUAAGGGGUCUGCAGUAUCAUUCGCUUGGUGACCAAAUACUUGCUUUGAAUCCAGCCCUCAGUGCCCGAAAACAACUGUGGUUACUUCACGCGCAUGAUUGCUGACGUGCUGCGGCCACCGUGUUCCAGAUGUAUUUGCCACACAUUUCCCGUCUACGUUUUCUCAAAAGAGCUAACGGUGAUUUGACCUGUGGAGCCUUGCAGAUGUCCCUGCUGCCGCUGUCCAUCUCUCCCUUAACCAGGAUGUUAAGCAUGACUGUCAUGAUGUUAUGGUUUCCAUUAAACCUGAAGAGCCAUGUUAUUUGAUACUUACUAUGUAAUCGUAACCUAAGUUUCACUGCCUAAAUGUUCACAUGUUGCUUUCUGCAUUAAAAUAUUUUGGUUAGGAAUUUGUCAUUAGCCAUAUGACUUUUUUCAUGUUUCUGAGAAGUGCAUAAAAUAUUAUAUGGAUAUAUGUUGUUUCUCUUGGAGUUUUUAACUUUUCAAGAUUUACUGGUUUCUUGACUGGAAUAUACUAUAUUCAUUUAGUCUAAAAUAAGCCUGAUACUAUAGGUCACUUUUUUUUGUCAGUACCUUUUAUUACAUGACUUUCUGUGAAGAUGUAGGUUGAU
This is a messenger RNA of Hyaena hyaena (striped hyena), 1563 nucleotides long. It is a transcript of the gene SRP9, whose product is annotated as signal recognition particle 9. Gene Ontology annotation, molecular function: 7S RNA binding. Gene Ontology annotation, biological process: negative regulation of translational elongation; SRP-dependent cotranslational protein targeting to membrane. Lineage: Eukaryota; Metazoa; Chordata; Mammalia; Carnivora; Hyaenidae. The coding region runs from base 124 to 384 and encodes 86 amino acids. The transcript is spliced from 3 exons. The record is from RefSeq and is a predicted model, not a curated record. Gene Ontology annotation, cellular component: signal recognition particle, endoplasmic reticulum targeting.